UUAUAAUUUUAUAACUUAUUGUGAUUUAAUUCUUUUAAUAUUUUAAUUUUUCAGUGGGUGCACGAGGAAGAGACGGCAAAAUCAUACGAAUUACACGGGACACUGAGACUUCUACAUCGACUCCGAUGAAUUCCCCAGAGAGGAUUCGACCGACAGCUUCAAGGAGAAGAAGACGUAUGAUUAUUGAAGACGAUGAUGAGAGACAUAAUGAUCAGGGGGAGCCUUCUACGGUGCAUGAGGAAGAUGUGGUACAUGAGCAUAUGGUGCACGAGCAGGUGGAUGUACAUGAGCAGGAGGAGGUUGCACCUGCUCAUGAGGGAGAGUAUAUGGAGGAAGAACAUGAUGGAGCUGAGGGACCUGGUGAGCUCACACGGUAUCCUAGAGAACCUUAUGAUUUGUCUGUCCUUACACGAUACCGUUAUCAUGUUUCAGCUAGACUAUGGUUUGGCGAGAUGGCAUUCUGAGACAUCGUCAUUUCACAUGCCAUUUGGUGAAAUGACGAUUACUUUGGAUGAUGUUGCCAAUCUUCUCGGAUUGCCUAUUAGGGGUGAGUUCUACAGUCCACCCGAUGUAGAUAGAGUAACGGCAUGUAAUCUUGCCGUCCAUCUAUUAGGAGUGACCACGGAAGAGAUCUGGGAGGAGACCAGAAAGACUAGAGGUGCACACUAUAGAUUGGAUUGGUUGAAGGAGGUGUUCAGAAGGCAGUGUGCAGCAGAGAGGUUUGACUGUGCUGCUAGGGCAUAUCUGUUGAAUUUAGUCGGGAGUACUAUUUUCGCUGAUAAGAGUCAUACUCUAGUUGAUGCGAAGUACCUCCCUUUAUUCAGAUAUUUAGAUGGUAUAGAUAGAUAUGCAUGGGGUACUGCUGCACUAGUGGUGCUUUAUGACUACCUCUCAGAUGCCUGCUAUUAUGACACCAAACAGCUAGGUGGAUACAUGACGUUGCUUCAGUGCUGGAUUUACGAAUAUUUCCGAAAAACUGGAACCUACCGGAAAUCUGUUUUACGGCUGGGGGAAUGACAAAAUGGUGAAAAAAAUAUUUACAUUUACUUUCUUUGAAAUAGCAAAAAAAAAAAAUUGACGGUAGUUUUGCCAUUUUCGAAUUUUUUUGGGGGUACAAGGCAAAGUGUGGGGGUACAAGGGAAAUUUUCCCCCAAAUUUUGUAUUACAACCCUCUAUUAUAGGCCUUUAUUUGGGUCCAAUUACGAGAACCCUACCUCCCACCCUCUCACUUUUAUCUCUCCCCUCCAAAACACACAAAAAUAUAAUUU
Messenger RNA from Cicer arietinum (chickpea), 1268 nucleotides. The record is from RefSeq and is a predicted model, not a curated record. Lineage: Eukaryota; Viridiplantae; Streptophyta; Magnoliopsida; Fabales; Fabaceae.